Molecule: messenger RNA, 588 nt
Organism: Sphaeramia orbicularis (orbiculate cardinalfish)
Lineage: Eukaryota; Metazoa; Chordata; Actinopteri; Kurtiformes; Apogonidae
Gene: crip1
Product: cysteine-rich protein 1
Exons: 5
Coding region: 134-367 (77 amino acids)
Biological process (GO): regulation of gene expression; intrinsic apoptotic signaling pathway in response to DNA damage
Molecular function (GO): zinc ion binding
Source: RefSeq, a predicted model, not a curated record
UACAGGACGGAGCACACAUCUGCAGUUCACAGCGAGGCGUGGUCAGAGCUGACAGGUGGACACAUACAGCUGCAGCCAGGAUACUCCACCGAGCUUUCUCUCCUUCAGAUUAACACAUCCAAGCUGCAACAAAAUGCCGAAGUGUCCAAAGUGCCAAAAGGAAGUUUACUUUGCUGAGAGGGUGACGUCACUGGGCAAGGACUGGCACAGGCCCUGUCUGAAGUGUGAGAAGUGCAGCAAGACCCUUUCACCAGGUUCACAUGCGGAGCAUGACGGCAAGCCAUACUGUCACAACCCCUGCUACGGUGCAAUGUUUGGACCUAAAGGAUUUGGACGUGGUGGAACGGAGAGCCAUACAUUUAAAUAGACAGGUCCUAUGAUUUACUUUCCAGACAACGUCACAACCAAAGAAGUCACCAAGCUCACAAUUAAAACCAGCAAACAAAUUGACUGACAUGAAUCAUUUUGUGUGCAUAUGUUUAUGAGGUUUUUUUUUUUUCAUUCUGCAGAUGAUUGUUUAUCUGCAUGAAUAAUCAUUUUGUCUUUCCUGAAGGUGGCUAUUUCUGAUUAAACACAUUUUCAAUUUGU